AUGUCAAGUAGCGACGUCGCCAGCACUUCUUUCCCAAGAGUGCAAACACCGACGCUGCUAUACGAGCAACCGACAGGCACCACCGUGACCUUGAACAGGGACACGGUCGACAUCACAGGUACCACCCUUCAUCUGUGGCAACGUUGCUCGCACCGUCGUGGGUUUUUCAAGACCAGCCAGAGAGAUUCGUACAUCGUGUUCGAGUGCGGGACGCCUUGGGGCUCUUGCGGGGGCACUUUCGCACACGGUCGUUGGUUCGAAGAACAUGGUACUUCGCCAACGGGGAUCACUUGUCACACCUGGUGCGGUUGUUACAGUGACGCGGGGGGAAAAAAAGCUCGCAGAUUCUGA
This is a messenger RNA of Prorocentrum cordatum, 351 nucleotides long. Lineage: Eukaryota; Dinophyceae; Prorocentrales; Prorocentraceae. The record is from the annotation of a GenBank genome assembly.